GCCGUGAGGGCCGUGCCGUGAUGGAUGGCCGUGAGGAGGGGGUAGUCGCCGUGCUCUUCUCCUGCCGCCGACGAGGGCCUGUCGGGGCGGGGACCGCUGAACACGUGGCUGGCAACGCUUAAUGAAGUAUACACAUUACUAAUGUCCAUCCUGCAGAGAAAUGAACUGUGAGAAAAUUCAAGCAAACAUGUUCCAACUGUUCAUACGAAGGAUUGCAUAAGUCACGCAUUGUGUUUCCACAAAACUUUCCCCACAAUUUGCUGCUGAUCAGCAUGUACUUCACUUACUUUCCUCCAAUUAAAAUUUGCAAACAGACAAGCUUUCCAGUGCUAACAGACUCGUGUGCUUUCCCAGAGAUUCAGAGCCACGUGUUCCGGGAAUGGCUGGGUACACCACGCUGAUACAAUAUAAAGGCAAGCUCAACCAAGUGGUUGGUACUAAAAUGAUAUGGGUGGCAGUCAUUGGUGAUUGGUUCAACCUCAUAUUUAAAUGGAUUUUAUUUGGCCAUCGUCCCUACUGGUGGGUGCAUGAAACAAUGAUUUAUCCCAAUCAGUCAAGCCCAUGCCUCGAACAGUUUCCCAUAACAUGUGAAACUGGACCAGGGAGUCCAUCUGGACAUGCCAUGGGAUCUUCCUGCGUCUGGUAUGUAAUGGUAACAGCAGCACUUAGCUACACUGUGAGGUGGAAAGAGAAAUCAGCAGUUACCCUUCACAGACUGACAUGGUCAUUACUCUGGACUAUUUUUUGGAUUAUCCAGAUCAGUGUGUGCAUCUCAAGAGUAUUCAUAGCAACACAUUUCCCUCAUCAAGUUAUUCUUGGAGUAUUUGCUGGAAUUGUUGUGGCAGAAGCAUUUGAGCAUACCCCUGCUAUUCAGACAGCAAGCUUGAGAAUGUACAUCAAGACAAACUUGUUUCUUUUCAUCUUUGCCCUUGGUUUUUACCUAGUCCUGAAGCUUCUUGAUAUUGACUUGCUGUGGUCUGUUCCAAAGGCCAAGAAGUGGUGUGCGAAUCCAGACUGGAUAAACAUUGACACAACUCCAUUUGCUGGACUGGUGAGAAAUUUAGGUGCAUUCUUUGGCUUAGGUAUUGGUAUUAAUUCUGAAAUGUUCAUCACCAGCUGCAAAGGUAAAAACAGCUGUAAGCUAAGUUUCCGCGUACUGUGUAUAGCUGCUUCGUUAGCUACACUACAGCUGUAUAAUUUUGUUAAGAUACCUACUCAUACUGAGUAUUUGUUCUACAUUCUCUCUUUUUGUAAGAGUGCAGCUAUGCCUCUGACUGUAGUCGCCUUGGUUCCAUACUGUGUCCACACGUUAAUGAGGACAACUGAUAAGAAAUGUAAUUAGGUAAGGUUUCCAAAUGGUUGCCAGUGCAAGGAUAUGAACUGUUCAAGACCCCUCCACAAAGACAGUUCUAACUCAUGUUAACCAAGGGGGAUGCCGCUGCACCUUUGAUGUGCUCCUGGUAAGUAGCCUGUAUAUCCCAAAUCAGUGCAUUCAAGAAUGGUUUUUGCGACUCAGAAAUAUUAAGUAGUUGCUGACUUUAUUCCUAGAAGCAUUGCAAUGAAGGUUGCUGCAGUAUGGUUUUCUAACGAUACUCCGAGUCAUGCUGAAGUUUUAAAGUAAAGUAUUAUUGGCUAGUUUUACUUAGCUACUUAGUCAUCUUUUAGUUCUGUCCAUUGCCAGCUAGAUGGUGCUUUGGGCCUCAGUGGUAUAUCGUGAUACACAAUAUUUAAUUUUUUUAUAUGUAGAUGUGUGUUGAACCGCUAGCUAAUGGUGUGACAGUAUUACACCACCUACAACUGUACAGCUGUCCCCGAGCACUGUGAAAAAGACCAAUGCAGUUAUCAGGAAGGUUUUCUAUAGGUUUAUCUUCUUGCGCUUCCUGAGCUAACAGCUUCUGCUUAAGCCAGAUGCGAAAAAAAAAAUAAAAGAAAAUUUGUUCCAAUUAGACUCUGUAGAAUAUAUUGUUGCAUUACUGUGAUUUUUGUCAUUUUUACUUUUAAAAAUGAUCAUAUAAAUCAUGAAUGAUAAUGGUUACACCUUUGAUGUUGAAAAUACAUGAAUACGAUGUAGUAAA
Molecule: messenger RNA, 2075 nt
Organism: Gallus gallus (chicken)
Lineage: Eukaryota; Metazoa; Chordata; Aves; Galliformes; Phasianidae
Gene: G6PC2
Product: glucose-6-phosphatase catalytic subunit 2
Exons: 7
Coding region: 380-1342 (320 amino acids)
Biological process (GO): glucose 6-phosphate metabolic process; gluconeogenesis
Cellular component (GO): membrane
Molecular function (GO): glucose-6-phosphatase activity
Source: RefSeq, a predicted model, not a curated record